Callorhinus ursinus (northern fur seal) is the source of this 939-nucleotide messenger RNA. RefSeq names its product olfactory receptor 10V1-like. Gene Ontology annotation, biological process: G protein-coupled receptor signaling pathway. The record is from RefSeq and is a predicted model, not a curated record. Gene Ontology annotation, cellular component: membrane. NCBI's taxonomy places the organism in Eukaryota, Metazoa, Chordata, Mammalia, Carnivora, Otariidae. Gene Ontology annotation, molecular function: G protein-coupled receptor activity; olfactory receptor activity.
AUGGAGAGUGCAAAUCAAACUGGGAUGAUUCACUUCCAUUUCCGCCCCUUCUCCAAACUCCCUGAGGUGCAGAUGCUGAUUUUCGUGGCCUUCCUGAUCAUGUACCUGGCCAGCAUCAGUGGCAAUGUCUCCAUUUCUCUCAUCAUCUGGAUUAACCAUUCUCUGCAUACCCCCAUGUACUUUUUCCUGGCCAACUUGGCAGUUCUGGAGAUUUGCUACUCUUCCACCAUUGCCCCUCUGACUCUGGCCAGCAUCCUGUCCACGGAGAGAGACUUCAUCUCCUUGCCUGGCUGUGGUACCCAGAUGUUCUUCUUCAUCUUCCUAGGCAGCGCUGACUGCAUUCUACUAGCUGUCAUGGCCUAUGACAGGUUUGUGGCCAUCUGUCACCCUUUGCGUUACACCCUCACGAUGAGCUGGCGGUUGUGUGUCCAGCUGGCCCUGGGGUCUCUUGUGCUGGGGUUCAUCUUGGCAAUGCAGCUGACCAUGCUCAUCUUCCAACUCCCCUUCUGCAGCAGCAAAGAAAUCAGCCUGUUCUAUUGCGAUGUCCUCCCUGUCAUGAGACUGGCCUGUGCAGAUACCUUGGUCCAUGAGGCCACGCUGUUUGUGGUCAGCAUCAUCGUCCUCCCCAUCCCCUUCCUGCUUAUCAUUCUCUCCUAUGUCUUCAUCGCGGCCGCCAUCCUGAAGAUCCGCUCGGCAGAGGGGAGGCACAAGGCCUUCUCCACCUGCUCCUCCCAUCUGACUGCGGUCCUGCUCCAGUACGGAUGUGGGGGGCUCAUCUACCUGUGCCCCAGUUCCAGCUACUCUCCAGAGAGGGACCAGGUAGUGUCUGUGGUGUACACAUUCAUCACCCCUGGGCUGAACCCCUUGAUCUACAGCAUGAGAAACAGAGAGCUUAAGGAUGCUUUGAAGAGGACAAUGAUCAGGUUCCUGUUGUCCUAA